Podarcis muralis (Common wall lizard) is the source of this 813-nucleotide messenger RNA. The record is from RefSeq and is a predicted model, not a curated record. Lineage: Eukaryota; Metazoa; Chordata; Lepidosauria; Squamata; Lacertidae.
UCUCUUUAAAAGGCUGUAUCCUGCGGGUCCCCGGCUCUUGAAGAGGGCUAUGGCCAUUGUUUCGCUCCUGCUCUUUCCCCUCUUCCUCCGGGUCUGAUCAAUUUAACCACCACCACCGCACAGCUUUAAGACAUCUACAUAUAUUUUAAAAAGGACAGCAAGAUGGCUGAGAUGGGCAAGGGAGUCACCGCAGGGAAAAUCGCCAGCAAUAUGCAGAAGAAGCUCACCCGGGCCCAGGAGAAGGUCCUUCAGAAACUUGGCAAAGCUGAUGAAACAAAAGACGAGCAAUUUGAACAAUGUGUGCAUAACUUCAACAAGCAACUGACAGAGGGAAGCAAGCUGCAGAAGGAUCUCCGGACAUACCUGGCUUCAGUAAAAGCAAUGCACGAAGCCUCCAAGAAACUGACAGAGUGUUUGCAAGAAGUGUAUGAGCCAGACUGGCCAGGAAGAGAUGAUACUAACAAAAUAUCAGAGAACAGUGACCUGCUGUGGACAGACUUUCAUCAGAAGCUGGUGGAUCAGGCACUGCUAACUAUGGACACCUACCUCGGCCAGUUCCCAGACAUAAAAGUAUGCAGUUUCUUUUUUACUUUCUGUUUUUACAGUUUCCUUUACUUUCUUUUGUGCUCCUUUUUUAAAAAAUUGAGUUUGUGUGAACUAUGCAUCAAGGAAGAGUUUUGUAAGGAACUCUGUGGGAUCUUAUCUCGUCUACUUUGGGCAAUGGUGGAAAUAAUGACUAGCAGAUUUUAUCAAUUUUUUGAGUCAUUCAGAGUGAUGCAGAGGUUUCACCCUCAAAACUUAGUGAUAAAGUAG